Messenger RNA from Sciurus carolinensis (gray squirrel), 3514 nucleotides. RefSeq names its product nuclear envelope integral membrane protein 2 (gene Nemp2). Gene Ontology annotation, cellular component: nuclear envelope. Bases 209 to 1468 code for a protein of 419 amino acids. The transcript has 9 exons. Lineage: Eukaryota; Metazoa; Chordata; Mammalia; Rodentia; Sciuridae. The record is from RefSeq and is a predicted model, not a curated record.
AGGGCGCAGGGCUGGGCGGCGGGCGCGCCGGCGGGCUCCGCGCGUGCCCGAGGGGGCGGGGCUCCGCCGCCGCCGCGUGCCGGCCCCCGCCCCCUCCCGCCCCCUCCCCAACCCCUCCGGCUCCGUCGGGGCCGCGCACCAUUUCCGCCGCCCGGGGUGGAGCCCGCCCUCAAGGGCUGGGGCCGCGCGGAGCCGAGGCCGCGGCGGGAUGCAGCCACCGUCGGGGCGGUGGUGGCUGCUGCUCUGGCUGCCGCCCCUGGCCACGCUGCCCGCGGGCGCCGAGGAGGAGGCGUUGUCAGUUCCAAGAUGUAAAGCUUUGAAAGAAAUGGAUUUUAUUCAAACUUCUGAGUCAAAAUGUUACUGCUACAAUCAAUAUUUCCAAAUGGAGUGGACAUCUGUGUGGUCAACUGUGCAGGUGAAAAUUACCAGUCCGGGCCUAUUCCGUAUUGUAUAUAUCACAGAGAUGCGUAAUUGCCAGUAUCCAGAAACCAUUCUGUCUUUUAUCAAAUGUGUCAUUCAUAAGUUUUGGGUACCAAAAGAAUCUAAUGAAAUAACCAUAAUCAGUCCAUACGGGGAGACCAAGUGCUUCUCUGUGAAUCCUGUCAGGGAGAUUUUUAUUUAUACAAUAAGAGUGAAUCGAAAGAUUGUUGAUUUCAGACUUUUCCUCAUGUUUGUGGCAGGCAUUUUCCUUUUCUUUUAUGCAAAGACCUUGAGUGAGAGCCCUGUUUUCUAUUACUCUUCGGGGACUGUGCUGGGUGUUGUAAUGACAUUAGUCUUUGUACUGCUGUUGGUGAAAAGAUACAUUCCUAAGUAUAGCACCUUUGGGGCUCUAAUGGUUGGUUGUUGGUUUGCUUCAGUUUAUGUUGUGUGCCAACUGAUGGAAGAUCUCAAAUGGCUGUGGUAUGGAAACGGAGCAUAUAUGUUUGGCUAUGUUUUGGUAGUUGGAUUUUUUAGUUUUGUUGCCUGCUAUAAACACGGACCUCUUGUUGAUGAGAAGAGCAGAAGUCUUCUGAUGUGGACCCUGCGGCUUUCCUCCCUGGUUCUAAUCUAUGCUGGUGUAGCUGUGCCUCAGUUUGCUUAUGCAGUUAUGAUUCUCCUUGUGUCCUCCUGGAGUCUGCGCUAUCUACUGAAAACAUUCAGUUAUGUGAAGUGGAAAAUGAAGUUGUGGUUUGCACCAGGACCGCCGGUAGUUAAGUGUCUUACAGAAGAAGAAUACAGGGAACAAGCUGAUGCUGAAACGACCAGCGCCCUGGAGGAACUGCGCAGAGCCUGUCGCCGUCCUGACUUCCCAUCCUGGCUGGCCGUCUCCAGGCUCCAGGCUCCUAAAAAAUUUGCAGACUUUGUUCUUGGAGCAAGCCACCUGUCACCUGAAGAAAUCCAUCUGCAUGAAGAACAGUAUGGCCUUGGUGGUGCUUUCUUGGAAGAGCAGCUCUUCAACCUACAGACUGACAGUGUACCUGCAAGUUGACUUCAUUUUGUCAAGGAAGUGAGUAAAGGCCAAGGAUUCAGUUAAAGUUGGGCAAAAGGGAUCUAAUGAACAGUGGAAAAAUCAGGUGCUGUGGAGAAUAGCCAUACUGGAAAGGAAAACUAAUCUAUUUUGAAAAGAACUUAUUUUCCUGUUAAGUCCUGCUAUUUAUUGUACUGUAGUUAGCAACCAAGAUUCUGUGGCAAUUCAUUGCCACUUACCUUGAAAUCUUUCAUUAGAAACAAGGAAAUCAUGUUGUUCUUCAAGGGACCAAUAAGUAUGAACAGGUGACUUGUCAAAACCAAGGCACUAAAUCCUUACUCCCCUCAACCUGGGCCAGAAGACUCUUAUUCUUCCUAUAUUUCGUCAAUAUCAGUGACGGAAGAGACUUGAAAUACGCUGGGCCUGUGCUUUCCAAAGUAUAAUCCACAGGAUACUAACAAGUGUUUUAGUCGGUGAAAGGAUUCUGAGGUUAACUAAGAUUGAGACAAAGUUAAGCAAGUACAUUGCAGGACUCUCAAGGCCUUUAAUAAUACUAAUGCACAUUGUGAAUCUUCUAAACAAAGAGAAAUUGUAUAGCAGUUUCUGCUUUAAUUGACCCCAGAACCCUUUUUUAUGAGAUUAAUAUUCCUUAGAACACAUUUUUGGAAAAUGCUAAUGAUGGUAGAAGUGAGGUUGGAGGAGGUUAAAUAACUCAUCUGAGUAUUUGAGGCAGCCCUGGUAGAGCUCUGGUCCCCAGAUGCCCUGACUCAGGUAGAAGACUUUUUCAGAUGCAGACUUGGGGGCCAUCUCCCUACAGCCUGGUUCUCACAAUGUUGGCAUCUUUUUAAAAUAAUGGCCAACAGCCUAUUUAAUAACUGUGAUAAACAUUUAUUAAGAUUAUAUUUUAAAGUUUUGAUAAGAUUUAUAUAUAUGUGUGGAUUAGAAAUUAGAAUUACUUUCUGUAUUUUUGUAUGUUGAAAUUGAAGGAGACCUUUUGUAACAUUUCAAGACUCAUAUACAUUUGUAAUAAUUUCUUACAAAAAGAGAUUUGCAGUAUUUUUUUUUACAGAGAGCAAAUGUUUGUUUCUUGAUUCAUGAUGUUUCACUCCAGAGUGAAAUAAAUAACUAUAACUGAGCCUUGACCUUAAGGGAAGGAUGCCAGAACAAGUCUGAGAUUUGAACACAGCAAAACAAUUUAUGGGUUAAGAUGUUGUUAAAUUGAUUCUCUAAAUAUUGAACUCAGACUUUUUACUGUGAUGGGAUUAUCAGGAGGAGGUUAAUGGGAGAGAUACAUAGAGAAUUUUGUUACUGUCUCUUUAGUAAAGCUUUUCUAAAUUGUCGAGUAAGAAUGUGGCUAUCCAUUUGUAACUUUCUAGAUUGAUUUUCAAAAAUGAUAUUUCCUCUGUGAGGCAGUAUGUCAGUGUUUACAGGUCUGCUUUUGCCAGACAUCUUUUACUAUUAGGAGCUUUCUCUUAAAAAAACAAAAAAAACUAGAUUCAACCUGUGCCUUUACAUAGACUUUGAUUUUUAAAACUAAAGAACAUAUCUUCCAUUCUGUUUUAUGAGGCAAGCACUCUACAAGUGAGCUAUAUCCCCACCCUUCCAUUCUGUUUUAUAACUGUAAGGGGGAUCUAAAAUAAUUUUUGUUGUUUUAAUCUGAUUUUUAUUUUUGUGUAAUUAUAUUUAGUGGCGAUAUAUUACAAAUAUAUCAGAUGUAUCAAUUCUUGUGCUCAGCUAGUUCACCUCCCAAGAGGCAGUUUUUAUAGUACAAAAAUGUGUGUGUGUGAAUCACGAACAUCUGCUGGGACUGCCAGGGCUCAUCCUAGCUGGACAGCACUGGGCCCUGCCUGAGCCAGGUUGGAGAAAGGCUUCACCGGAAAGCAGCGGCUUCAAGUGGGCCAACAAGCCUGUGAACCAUCACAAUAAAAAACUGCUACAAAAGAGAAAAAGAACAAUAAUCUCCAGGAUACUGUUCUUCAUGUUCACUUUUAGAGGAAAUUAUGGAUUUGUCAGUUUCUGUUUUGUGAGUACUGUGAGAAGCUAAACAAUUAAAAGCAUUACUGGUGA